AUGACUCUCCCCGAUUUCAUGGUCGAUCCGGACGCCGUCCUGAAGGAUGUCGACGUCGAGUGGCGUAACAAGCGCGCGCCGGAUUACAAGAAGGUGAAUCAGGCGUGGGUUGAUGAGCGGAGUGUUGUUCACGAAGAGGGUUCUCUCCCCUGGCUCGUGCAGAACCUCGUCAAAAACUGGGAAAAAGAAGUCUCGUACAAGUCCAACCCCGCGCAAUGGCGCACGGUCGACCUCACCUCGUUCACGUUCCAGACCAACGGCGGGCCCGUGAUGGACCUGGCCGCGUUCUCCCAAACGGGGUCCUACAACGCCCUCAUCGGCGAAUCCGAACUCUACUCGUCGACCCACUCCGACUUCAUCGAGUCCCACAAGACAUUCAAGCGCGCGCUCCGCACGUUCAGUUGGGAGGUGUUGGAGGUCUACUCCGGGCCCCCCGUCGUUGCGUUCAAGUGGCGCCACUGGGGGACGAGUGUCGGGAAAUUCAAAUCCAUCACCCGCGAUGGCCGGAAGAUCGAGGCGGACCCGGUGAAUAAGGUGGUUGCGGUCUUUGGGGUCACUGUGGCGGAGGUGACGGAGGAUUUCAGAAUCAAGCGGUUGGAGACGUUCUAUGACCCUAGUGAACUGAUUGCGCAGUUGACGAGGGAGUAUAGGAAGGCGUUGAAGGAGGCGACGGAGGCGAUGGCGAAGUGUCCGUUCUUUAAUGGGGCGAAGACUGAACAGUAA
Molecule: messenger RNA, 723 nt
Organism: Fimicolochytrium jonesii
Lineage: Eukaryota; Fungi; Chytridiomycota; Chytridiomycetes; Spizellomycetales; Powellomycetaceae
Exons: 3
Coding region: 1-723 (240 amino acids)
Source: RefSeq, a predicted model, not a curated record